Lacerta agilis (Sand lizard) is the source of this 1514-nucleotide messenger RNA. RefSeq names its product poly(ADP-ribose) polymerase family member 11 (gene PARP11). The coding region runs from base 81 to 1091 and encodes 336 amino acids. The record is from RefSeq and is a predicted model, not a curated record. Gene Ontology annotation, molecular function: NAD+ poly-ADP-ribosyltransferase activity. NCBI's taxonomy places the organism in Eukaryota, Metazoa, Chordata, Lepidosauria, Squamata, Lacertidae. The transcript is spliced from 8 exons.
GGGGCUCGGUGUUUAGUGCCGGAGAAGAGGCUUCCGAGCACGGGGGGCAACUUGAAUAUGAAGUAUUGAGGGGGCAGGAAAUGUCUGGACCGUUUCAAGAUAUGUCUCGGGGAGCAGAUGACCUCCCACAUAGAAUGGCAGACCACCUCGAAGAAAUGGACACGUCGGAUACCCAGUGGGGUUGGUUUUACUUGGCUGAAUGUGGCAAAUGGCAUAUGUUUGAGACUGAUUCUACUAGCCAGUGUUCACUUAGCAGUGAAGACAUUGAAGGGAUGUUCAAAAUUAAUCCACAAGGCUCCAUUUCUUUUACAACUGCAAAAUUCGACUACGUGCUGGACUUUUUAGGGAUGAAACAAACUAACCAAACAACUGGAAAAGAACGUCCCAUAAAAAGAGCUCCAUUUUCUAUCAGUGCCUUCAGUUUUAUCUGUGAAAAUCAGUCUAUCCCCAUGCCUUCACACUGGGAGAAUGUAAAUUCAGAAGAGCCAUACCAGCUAAUUACUUUGCAUAAGCUGACAAAUGAAUAUAAGGAUGUUGCUAGUCAGUUUGGGAAAACAAUGGAUAGUGAACGGAUUAGAAGAAUUCAGAGAAUUCAGAAUCUAGACUUGUGGGAAUUCUUUUGCAGGAAAAAGGCUCAGCUAAAGAAGAAAAGAGGUGUCCCCUGCAUUAAUGAACAUAUGUUGUUUCAUGGCACCAACAGUGAAUUCGUGGAAGCCAUCUGCAUUCAUAACUUUGACUGGAGAAUCAAUGGCAUGCAUGCUGCUGUAUAUGGAAAAGGGACGUAUUUUGCAAGGGAUGCUGUAUAUUCCAGCCGCUUCUGCAAAGAUGGCUUGAAGCAUGGCAGCACAUUACAGAUUCAUGGAGUUGACAUGCAACUUCAGAUGUUUUGGAAGCAUAAAGUGAUGUUUCUUGCUCGUGUAUUGACAGGGGACUAUGUUAAUGGGAACUCCAAAUACGUGAGACCACCUUCAAAAGAUGGGAGCUUUGUGAAUUUAUAUGACAGCUGUGUAGACAGCACCUGGAACCCAAAGAUUUUCGUCAUCUUUGAUGCCAACCAGAUCUAUCCAGAAUAUUUAAUAGAGUUCAGCUGACUGAGCUGAGUGGCGGUAUUUAAUUUGUUUGCUAAAGAAAAUAAAACUUACUUUGUGGAUAAAUGUUUGGCAGAAUGGAAGUAUGAAGCUUGACUAACUUCAAAUGUCAGAUCAUUUAAAUUUCAAAUCCUACAACGCUUCAUAAGCACGGUUAUUGAUCAUGCGACAUUACACAUGGCCAUUAAUCUUGGAACUUGGGCCAAACAGGAAUUGGAAAUAUCAGGGCAACAAUUGGUUUGGCUUGCUUACUUCACAAUCCGUCACCUGUCAAAAUUGGCUGUAUCAUAGAAUUAAAGUAACUGGGAGAGCUGGGUCGUUCUUCAGUCGGAUUGUAACAUCUAACUUAAAAUUAUCCCUGUGAUAAGAUGAUCAGCCGUUGUGACUAAAAGUGAGAUAUACUGCUCAUAUCCAAAUGGACAUUUU